AUGGCCAUACCGACACAUCAGCUGGAGAAGGACCGGGACACGGCUACCGACGAACUGGCUACCGAUGACAUGGAGCUUCGGUUGAGCCUGCUGCGAAGAAGAGGAGAGCUCGUGGCACACUUCGCCAGUUGCUGGCUGGAGUCUGACAUGCGCAAGGGCAUUUUCCUUGCGGAUCCGCGCGACGUGGACUCCAUGCUGGAGGCCGCGCAUAGAGUACAUGGUCGCCAAAUGCCCCCCUGCGGCUGGGAAUGUCUGGGCCGCUUCUCCGAGAUGGCGGUGAGAGAGCACUUUUUAGAACAGAUGCGGACGUAUAUGAUCGGCGGGAACACAUCGGCCUCGCCACCGGACUCGCCGCACCCCAUGGGGCAGCAGCACGGCUUAGACGACGCGACAGGCUCUCUCGGCGGUGGCGCGGCAACGAGCGGGGUCGGCCCGAGCGGCGGCAGCGUGGGCGGGGUGCUCAGCUCGGCCGACUACGGGCGCGUCCGUUCGCCAGCCGACGGCUCCGACUUUCCCCUGGGAGGGGGCCAGGCGGCCCGGUCUCUCGGCUACCCGUUCGUGUUCUACCCGGGCGACCAGCCCUCCAGUGCUGCUGCCGCGGCCGCUGUCUCCGCUACUAGCGGCGGGGGCCACGGGCUCCACCCCGCGGCGGCGGCGGCCGCAGGGGCGACGUCGCCCCCUAUGCGAGGCCCGAUGUUCCCGCCUCCUCCCGGAAGCAGCAGCAGCGGCAGCAGCGGCUACUACCACGACACGAGGGUCCCGGGGGGGGCGGCAAUGCGCGGCAGCAGCAGCAGCAGCAGCGUCAGGAACAGGGAAGGGCAGGUGGGUGCCAUCGGGUGGGGGAACGGGGUGGGAGCGGGAGACGCCAUGAAGGCCAUGAAUGCACACGGCGGCGGUGGCGAAGGAAAAGGCGGGGGGGCCCUGGAAGCUUGGCGACCCCCAGAAAGGUGGGGAGGGGGUGGAGACAUGGCGAACCCGUCAGGGCGCGCCGCCGCCGCCGCCGCCGCCGCCGGUAGCGCGCUCCCGUCCAUCUUCGAGUUGAGGCAACAAGAGGGCCUGGAGCAGGGUUCCAAAAAUUUUAUGACUGGGAUGGCUGUAGGGUCCGGGCCAGGGAGUGGCGGCGGCGCCGCGGCAUGGGGGGGGGUAGGAGCGGGGGGAGGGGUUCAGCAGAACCAGUCGGUGGCGGGAAGAGGGCAUAGCCACCGUUGGGAGGGUGGCGCGGCGGCGGCGGCAGGGCAGCUGCGGCAGCAGCAACAGCACCAGGCGCUGGGGACACACAUGAUUCCUAACGCGCGGUGGCAAGAGGCGGGGAUUGGCGGAGGGGAAUUUGGGUCGGGGGCUGGGAUAUCCCGGGGAGAAAAUUUUGACCAUCCUCACGGCGGGAGCUCCGCUGCGCGUGGUAGUGCAGGUCAGCACGGCCCUGGGGGUGGUGGUCGAUAACGCGAGAGGCGUCAUAAGUUUGUAUGUCCUCGCGUUUCUGCGCCCGGCGGUUGUAGCCACGCGCGUGGACGAAGCGAAAUGGGGUACGCCUCAUCUCCGACCGCGGUCGCGGUGGAGAAGCAGCAUGAGUCGCACCAGGUGGUGCCCUUUAAACAGGCAGGACAGCACGCUUGCUCGUUUGUUCUUGUACCUUACUGUCUAGUUGGCGUCUUUUUAAAUAGAUUGUACUGUGCUCCAGCUAUAGUUGAUGAAUAUGGAGUCUUGUAGCCCAGAAAAAAAAACUUCGGACUCAUGAGACGAGUGCGUGGCGGGGGGCGUGUUGUGGUCGUUGUCAGACCGAGGGUGCAUCGGUGAAAGAGAAAGAAGAGAACGAGAGAAAGGGGAGGGUAUUCCCCUACUAGACCCAUAUACAAGGAGCGAUGGUGGGUGCCAUGCCGAUAUGACCUUAGACACACCAAUGCUUGUCCUACACCGAGGGUCAGCUUAGCCCAGUUGUUCCGCACUAGUCUACAUUGGAUACAUGUCCCUGUGAGGCAGUGUUUAAAUCGCGGGGGCCAUUGAGAAUGCUACUUCGGCCCUUUUUUUUCUCCAGCUCUGUGUGUCGAGAGGUUUCAGCGGUGGUGGUGGUUGCUGUGUGUCCCAGUUUUGUCAGUUUCAGUCCCUUUCUUGGUGCGUGUGUAAUUCCAGGAAGGGCGCGCGCAGAGCUCUGCCCCCCUUUUGCUCUUUUCAGCAAUUACGAGAACAACCGCGUGCCACGUGCGGGCGAAGCAUUCCGGACGGCCAUGAUGAUUUUGUCGAGGCCUGAAUGGGUGCCUAGAGGUUCCAAAUUGUUUCAGUGACCCAACCAAGGAUGCUGUGCAGGCUGCUGUGUUGGGGGAUUCGAUGCAUUUUACGUGACUUCGUGCGGAGAUGUCUCGUGUGAAAUUUCCUUGCUUUUUUGUGUUGUGCCCGUGACGAUACGUACGGUACGUUUUUUGCGGUUACUUGGCGUGCGCUGUAAGACGGUUGGAUGCACCCCAUCUGAGAGGCACUUGGUUGCUUGAGGGCUUCUCUCUUGCAGACAUUCAUCGCACAGCAGUACAAUUGGUAGGCUAUUCGGGCCAGCCACAAACCUUUGGUCGCGAACAAGGUGCCUUAGUAGGAAUGAGCCGGUAGGAACGAGCCGUCUUUGUAUGUGCUUUUUUAUGUGGUCGGCCAACAAUGAGUGGCACUCGGGAAUGUUUUUUCUGUGAAGGACUGAAUACUAUUUCACUACUACUAUCGCGAAGCGUGAGCGUGCGCGAGCUAUGCAUCGUCGUGGCGACCUGCGUAGGCGGUUUACAGCGUGGGGCGAGGCGGGGCGAGAGCCUUCUCUCGUUCGAGGCACGGGCGGGUCUGGUCGCGCGUACCACAUUGGAAGAGUUGAACCUCAUUUUUACCCAACAGGAGUCCAAUGGGCGUAGAAUUGGCUGAGAGGGGGCAGGGGGGUGCCAGUUCGGAGUAGUGGAUGCCCCGGGUCCUCUCCCGGUGAGAAUCAGGACGAUAAAGUACAUCAUCCGGGACUUGGUCGAUUUUUUCUUGGCUUGAUACCAAGCGGCUACAUUACCACGCCGUUGUGGUGGGGAGAUGUUCGUCGAUCAAAGACAUUACCCCCUCUUCUUCGUCAGAAGGGGGGGAAGUAUUUAUGUAUGACGGCAGGGCACAACCCAUCACGAAAACUCUGGCGACGAGGUGAACGUGGAAGAGGGCUGCGGGUGUGGUGCUUGUGUGUGUCGAUUUAGUGAUGUAGAGUUGACGGAACAUACAUGUAGAAGUCUAUGCAGAUCCAGUUCGUGCUUUGUAAAUCUGUUGUAGGUGUUCACUUGGUGUGUACAGCACUUGCUUUAUGGCCCCACCCAGCGUGCUCAUAUAUUCUACCACUAGUGUAGAAAAUAUGAGAGAGGUGAUACGCUAUUGUAGUGUUCAGGCAUGUCGCGAUGCCGUCGAACUUGGAGGUUUUUUGUGAUUUGUGUUUGUGCGCAGGGGUGU
This is a messenger RNA of Ectocarpus sp. CCAP 1310/34, 3447 nucleotides long. The record is from the annotation of a GenBank genome assembly. NCBI's taxonomy places the organism in Eukaryota, Phaeophyceae, Ectocarpales, Ectocarpaceae.